Acyrthosiphon pisum (pea aphid) is the source of this 1830-nucleotide messenger RNA. RefSeq lists its product as uncharacterized. The transcript has a single exon. Lineage: Eukaryota; Metazoa; Arthropoda; Insecta; Hemiptera; Aphididae. The record is from RefSeq and is a predicted model, not a curated record. Gene Ontology annotation, molecular function: nucleic acid binding. The coding region runs from base 1 to 1830 and encodes 609 amino acids.
AUGGGAAAAUCUAAGAUAGCACCGGCUAAGAAGAUAUCUGUUCCGAGACUAGAGUUAUGUGGUGCUUGGUUAUUAGCUCGCCUUCUUGCGUUUGCGCAAGAUAACUUGUCCGCAAUCAAUAUAGAAAAGGUUACCGCGUGGUCGGACUCCACAGUAACGCUACAUUGGAUAAGAAGUUCAACCUCACGACUCAAAACAUUCGUAGCAAAUCGAGUAUCCAAAAUUCAAGACCAGACUCUUGUGGAAAGUUGGCGUCACGUACCAACCAAUGACAACCCAACGGACUGUGCAUCCCGUGGGCUCAGACCCGACCUUUUAGCCGGCCACGACAUAUGGUGGCAUGGUCCUCCGUUUCUCCGACAACCUAAAAGAGAAUGGCCUGUGGAAAGUACGGUGAGUCCUAUUAGUUGUUCAGAGGAAGAAAAGGAAGAAAAACCUAUUACGCUUUUGUCCCAAGGAAAAGAGGAAGACUGCCGGCUUCUUUAUCAAUCAGACAACUUACCAAAAGUUUUAAGACUCACCGUUUAUUGGUUAAGACUUCGAGAUCGUCUUGGAAAAAAAUCGUCCUUACCGAUCACUUCUCCACCUACUACAGACGAAAUGGACAGAGCACUUCGAUCCUUAGUACGCUGGACUCAAAACAUAUAUUUUUCCGACGAGGAAAAAGAGCUCUCCAUGGGAAAACCAGCUCGGAAACAUUUAAGAAAAUUAACACCGUUUUUGGACGACGACCACUUGCUGAGGGUGGGCGGCCGUUUAGGAUAUGCCGAAAUCCCAUACAAUGAAAAACAUCCCUUAUUGUUGCCAAAGUCUGCGCGAUUGACUGAACUCCUAAUAGACUUUACCCACCGGAAAAACGGACAUCCAGGUCCACAAACGAUACAAUAUUUACUACGUCAAAAUUACUGGAUCCUUUCAUCCCGAAGUGUCAUCAAACAAAGAAUCCAUCGAUGCAUACCGUGUUUCCGUGCGAAACCUCGCCUGGCCCAACCUAUUAUGGGAAACCUUCCGUCUUUUCGUAUUUCCCAAAUAAAGCCAUUUAGUAGAACCGGAGUAGAUUUUGCUGGACCCUUCCAGGUAAAAGCAGCAAUGAUUCGAAAAAUAAAGGUCACAAAGGCGUACAUUUGUAUUUUUGUAUGUAUGGUAACAACAGCAGUUCACAUUGAACUAGUUUCCGACCUAUCGACUCCAUUGUUUAUAGCUGCACUUGAUCGGUUUAUUGGACGAAGAGGGAGAUGCACAGACAUUUAUAGCGAUUGUGGAACGAAUUUCAUAGGAACGAACCGUUAUCUACAAGAAGUAUACUCCAUACUGAAAGGACCUCGCUGUGUUGAAAAUGCGGUCGAUAAUCAAAUCCGCUGGCAUUUCAACCCGCCAGCCUACCCUCACAUGGGUGGUUUAUGGGUGGCUGCCGUAAAAUCAACGAAAACUCUUUUACUACGAAUUAUUCAAGACAGGGUCCUGACGUAUGAAGAACUUAAUACCGUACUGCACCGAGUCGAGUCAACCCUCAAUUCUCGCCCACUUAGUUCCAUGUCUUCUGACCCGAAUGAUUUCCAAGUCCUCACAGCAGGACACUUUCUAAAUAUGGCACCAUUGGUAUCCGUUCCUGCACCCCACGAUCCGGUUGAACUUAGCAGUAUAAGUAGGAGUAAACGCUGGUCAUUAAUACAACAAAUUCACCAACAUUUUUGGAUCCGGUGGCAGAGAGAAUACGUACUAUCCCUGCAUGAGAGAUCCAAAUGGACCCGUCCUAAUCCCAACCUCCAAGUGGGAGAUCUGGUAUUAGUGAACGAACCAAGUGCCCCUCUGACCUGGCCUACAGCCUGA